Rhagoletis pomonella (apple maggot) is the source of this 2486-nucleotide messenger RNA. RefSeq lists its product as uncharacterized. The transcript is spliced from 2 exons. Gene Ontology annotation, molecular function: DNA-binding transcription factor activity, RNA polymerase II-specific; protein binding; RNA polymerase II cis-regulatory region sequence-specific DNA binding. Gene Ontology annotation, biological process: regulation of transcription by RNA polymerase II. The record is from RefSeq and is a predicted model, not a curated record. Bases 318 to 2435 code for a protein of 705 amino acids. NCBI's taxonomy places the organism in Eukaryota, Metazoa, Arthropoda, Insecta, Diptera, Tephritidae.
AGUGAGGAUAUUGCUUGCUUGUUCGCCUGAAUGUAUGCUUUCGUCUUUUGGCUAUAAAUACGCGCGCGCAAUUACGGUCAUAAAUCAGUUCAAACCGAGUUUCGGACGCGUACGGUACUAGACAGACUUUGGCGUGGUACAACUACAAUGCUAAUUGGUUAAUUAAAAAUUUGAUACCAGCAAGGUACUCGACAGACUUCACUUCGCACAAACAAAAGGAUUAACAGUUUAUUCUUGGAAAUAGUUUUUUUUUGCAAUCAACAUUUGAGCACACACAAAAGGAUUUGCGUCAGCCGCGGUUGUUGUGAGUCGUGAAAAUGUUCACUAAUUGGCUAACGGGCACCACAGGCGGUGGCACGCCGCGUAAUGACCACACCAACGGUAACAGCGCACCGUCUAGCAGCAACAAUAGUACCGCCAACGCAGCAUCGAAUAAUACAGAAACUGCUGUGUUACCCGCCACCGUUGGCAGUGUUGCAGCCGCCGCCGCUGCUGCUGCGGCUGCUAGCUCUGUAGCGUCCAGUAUUAUGACUACACCGCCCGAUGUGGUACUCGAGGUGGGUCCGCCUGGGCCGGCUAGUGCGCGUUUUGUUGCUCACAGCAUUGUGUUAGGCAUGCACAGCGGCUACUUACGUUCUGCCAUACGGCUAGACGAGAAUGCCGGCAUAGCGGGCACAGGCAACGAGCUCAUUUUAUAUUUGGGCAAUGUGACCGCGGAGCAAUUUGCUCCGCUGCUCACCUACAUGUACACCGGUUACUUGGACUUGAAUGUGGAGAAUAUAUUUGGUGUGCUGCUGGCGACGCAUGUGUUGCAUAUGCCGCGCGCAUUGGAAAUUUGUCGCUCUUUUUUAGCGCGCGCUCAAACUGAGGGCUAUCUAGCCAGCAAUUCUAUGGGCGGCCAGCCGCCUAUCGCCGCUAAUUCGAGUUCGAAAAUCAUACGUCCCAUACCAAGCAAGCCAACAGUUCCGAGCUUUGGCUUUCUGCCGCUCACCGCAACACAUCAGCUGCCGCUGCCACAAGCCGCUUUGGCGGCCAACACCAAUGACACCUUCAAGCAGCUGCAGCAAGCGUACGGCAGCGGACCGCUUUUAGCCGCACACAAUAGGUGUGGCGCUGAGUCACGCGCGUCUAACAGCACUGAAAUUGACGUUGACCGCGAGCCUUCCGCGCGAAACUCGCACGUUGAUGACGACGAUGAGGAUGUGGAAGUUUUCAUUGAUAACAACACUGACUCUGAUUUCGAUGGUGAGCUCGACUGCGCCAUUUCGGUGACAUCGCACUCAUCGCAGCAGCCCGCCAGCUGUAAAAAUAAGCAGCCGCAUGAAAGCAGCACGGAACGUGAAAUUGUCAUCACCGUCGCCGAGCCGCCCGUACCACUGGCAAAGGCGCGCGCUGAGCGCGACCGAGAAAUCACGCGUGCAGCGCGCAGUAAACCAGCUGCAGCUAUUGGCAAUACAUCCACACCAAAUACAAGUAAGCGUGAACGGCGUAAGCAAACGCGCACGCAUCACCACAAGUCAGGUGGUUCACGCGCGUCUGGGCUGCAAGUUGCCAAAGCACCCAUACCCGCUUCACAGCUAGACAACAACGAAAGCUCCAAAGUCAUCAUCGAUGUCGCGAGCUGCGAUGGACCAGUGCGUUUUAGGCGUAUACUCAAUACAGCCUAUGGUCACAAGCCCGAGGACUACGCUGUUAUGCCAGAGCGUACGCAGCAAAGCGUUUCGCUUUCCUUUCACCAACAAAUGGCGAAGGCAAUCAGUCAGCAGCGGCAGCUGGUCACAGCCAACGAAGAGUCGGAGAAUAGUGAGUCUAGUGGUGGCGGCGGCGGUGGAAAUUCGGCAGGUGCCAGCGGCAGCAGUGGCAAGCAUAGUAAGAAUGCCUCAAAUGAGAUAUACGUUUGUGUAUACUGUAAGCACACCUUCAAGUCGCAGUACUGCUAUCAGAAGCACGCCAAGCGACAUCUCAACCCGCUAAGUCUGAAUUGCGCUGCAGCAGCGGCAGCGGCGGCGGCUAAUCUAGGUGGCGGGCCAGAUGUUGAUGAGAAAAUAACGGCAUCCGCUAAGUCAGCGGCCGGUGGUGGUGGCGGUGGCGCAAAUGGUGGUUUCAAUUUGACACAAAGCAUCGGUGUGGCACUGCCGAUUGUGACCAGCAAACAAGGCGCAAGUGAGCUGCUACGACGGGAGGUGCGCCCCCUGGACAUGAACGUGCAAUACUAUCCCUGCAAGACGUGUGGCAGUAAAUUUCCCAGCUACUACUUUGUACACAAGCACCGGAAAAUGUGUCACGCCGAGGAGGAAGCGGCAGCUGCGGUAGAGGCGGCUAGCAAGCGUGGUGAGAGUGGUGGCGCUAAUGGUGGAGGCGGAAAUGGAGGUGCUGCAAGUGGAAUAGGCGAGAGUAAGCGCGAAAAAGCAACGGAGAAGAAGAUUGUGGAUUAAGAAAGGGAAAAGCAAAGAAGAGUUGUGAUGAAAUUGAGUGGUAAUGAAGAA